CGUUCUCAACGAGCGCACCUUCUUCACACUUAGUACUACCAACCCGCAAAGAACACGCGCUACUUGACAGAUGAGCGUUCCGUCAACUGUUGAAACAGAGACAACAAUCGCAAUUCUUCCAAUGUCAGAGCAAUAUGACGUGAAACUGCUCGCAUAUAGCGAAAGAGUGGAUUUAGCCGUUCAAGCAAUGGAUCGGAACCCAACCAUUACCAUGAGAUGCGCCGCAUCAACCUUCAAAGUCAAACGAAAAUCCUUUCGUAACCGAUUCGUUCACAAACCUGCUAAGGCACUCAUAAAAUCCACCAUCAUCGCCCCGAACGACCCCGAACACCGCAACUUUCAUGCCUUACCUGUCGAACUGAUCUGCACAAUCCUCGACAAUCUUAAAUCUGCUCGAGACCUCGUUGCUGUAGGACAAACAAGUCAGACCUUGCGCCGCGUUGCGAUCGACCAUCUCUGCCAGAAUGCCUAUCGCUGCUACAAUGCUAUUUGCUGGGCCAUAAUAGCACGACGGAGAACGCUUCUCCGGUUACUCUUGCAAAAAGGCGCUGCUCUUGUUCACAAUGAAGGCCUUUGUAUGCACGCUGCUGCAAUUAUAGCAAGUAAAGGCGACGAAGUCAGCUUUAAAUUAUUCUUCGAUGCCAGAGGCAACAAGUGCGGAGCUAUGGGCUGCAUAAGUGGAGCAAUAUCUGAAGCGGUGCUCCGCGGCCGUGUACAUGUUGUAAAGCUUGCGCUUGACAUAUAUGCAGGCACGGGACUUGACUACACCAAACUCUAUUCGACAGCACUCGUAGAUGCGUCCUAUAGAGGACGAGACGAAAUAGUGAAGAUGCUCCUCAACGCGGGCAUACCCGCAAACGAAGCGGGUUAUCGUAUUGAAAGUGCUCUUCAUUUGGCUGCAGGCGAAGGCUAUGAGCAGAUUGUAAUGCUACUGCUUGAAGCUGGUGCUAAUGCAAAUGCAAUAGGAGGGCAUGGCGACAGCGCGCUCCAAAUGGCUUCGUCGGCAGGCCAUGACACUGUGGUGAGGCUGUUGCUGGAAGCUGGCGCCAGUACGAGUAGACAUCGCAGCUUGUUCUACGGCAGCGCACUUCAGAAGGCUUCAGAAAAUGGUCACGAGCGGGUGGUGGGACUAUUGAUCAGAGCCGGUGCUCGUGUCAAUACACCCGGUGGGCGUUCUGGCAACGCACUUGAAAGAGCUCGAAGGAACCGACACAUGAAUGUAGUCGAGCUGCUCCGAAGCGCUGGUGCGAGGGAAGAUAUGUUAGUGUAGACUACUAAUAUAUGGCGCAGAUUAGUGACGGUCAUAAGAUCAUGUAAUGUCAGUCCCUAUGUGCCGGGACGCACGGUGUAACGGGACACUUUUCUUUUCGGACGCUUGGUAUGUCCACAACACGCCUGCAAAUCGACUGUUUAA
This is a messenger RNA of Boeremia exigua, 1414 nucleotides long. Its product is annotated as ankyrin repeat-containing domain protein. NCBI's taxonomy places the organism in Eukaryota, Fungi, Ascomycota, Dothideomycetes, Pleosporales, Didymellaceae. The transcript has a single exon. Gene Ontology annotation, molecular function: protein binding. The record is from RefSeq and is a predicted model, not a curated record. The annotation marks the transcript as partial.